AUGCUUCCGAACUCGAGAGCCCGCCACCGGCGCGACCCGAGCAAGCUCCUCUACAAGCCGCGGCCGCCGCCGGAGCCGCACCCGUUCCUGCUCCACCUCAAGUCGCUCCCUUCCCCGGUCGCCGCGGCGGCCGCGCUCCUCUCGGCGCCGCGCCGCCUCCACGACCACCCCUUCGCCUCCUGCGUGCUCUACCGCCUCGCCCGCGCGCGCCUCUUCCCGCUCCUCCUCCCGCUCCUCUCCGCGCUCCGCGCCCGCCGCGCCCCGCUCCGCGCCACCGUCUUCGCGGGGCUCAUCGACCGCCUCGGCGCCGCCUCCCGCCCCGACGCGGCUCUCCUCGUCUUCUUCCGCGCCGUGCCCGCCUUCUGCUCCCACUCCAACGCCACCUUCCACGCGCUGAUCCACUGCCUCGUCUGCAACGGCCGCGUGGACGCCGCCCGGAACAUGCUCCCCCGGGCCGCCAAGCUCGGCGUCCGCCCCAACGCCGUCUCCUACAACAUCAUCCUCAAGGGGCUGUGCGGCCGGGACGGGUCCGCGGGCGCCCGCGUGGUGCUCGACGAAAUGCUCGGCCGCGGCGUCCGGCCCACGGUGGUCACCUUCAACACCCUGGUCGGGGCGGCGUGCCAGGAAGGGGACGUGGGCGCCGCGGAGCGGCUCAAGGAAGAGAUGGUGCGCCGGGGCGUCUCGCCGAACGCCGUGACAUACUCCCUCCUGAUGCGGGGCCUGUGCGACGCCGGUCGGCUGGACGACGCCAAGAAACUGAUGUUCGACAUGGAGUACCAGGGCUGCCAGACCGAGGCGGUGAACUACGGCGUGCUGAUGAGCGCCUACGCGAGGCAGGGUGACGUCGACGCCAUCAAGGGGCUGCUCUCCGACAUGCGCAAGCACAAGCUCGGGCCCGACGACGCGAGCUACAACGUCCUGAUCAAGUGCCUGUGUGACAGCGGCAGGGUGGAGGAAGCGCACAAGGCGCUCGUCGAGAUGCAGCUCAAAGACGGCACGGCGCCAAGCGCGGCGACGUACCGCGUCCUGGCCGACGGGUGCUGCAGAGCCGGCGAUUUCGGGUUGGGGCUACGGGUUUUCAACGCCAUGCUGUCCAGCGGGCAUCGUCCCCUAGGUCACACCUUCAAGCACCUGGCGAAAGGGCUCGGCGAGGACGGCAAGGCGGAGGAAGCCUGCUUCGUCUUGGAGAAGAUGGCGGAGAGUGGGAUUUGGAUGGAUGCAGAAGGGUGGCGGUCUCUUGCUACAUGCGUCUGCAGCGGCGGUGCAGGUGAGGUGAAGCUCGUCGAUGAGCUAGCGUUGUCAUCUUGA
Messenger RNA from Triticum turgidum subsp. durum (durum wheat), 1308 nucleotides. The record is from the annotation of a GenBank genome assembly. NCBI's taxonomy places the organism in Eukaryota, Viridiplantae, Streptophyta, Magnoliopsida, Poales, Poaceae.